This is a messenger RNA of Diabrotica virgifera virgifera (western corn rootworm), 4410 nucleotides long. Its product is annotated as TOX high mobility group box family member 4-A-like. Gene Ontology annotation, cellular component: nucleus. The coding region runs from base 468 to 2054 and encodes 528 amino acids. Gene Ontology annotation, molecular function: chromatin DNA binding. Lineage: Eukaryota; Metazoa; Arthropoda; Insecta; Coleoptera; Chrysomelidae. The record is from RefSeq and is a predicted model, not a curated record. Gene Ontology annotation, biological process: regulation of transcription by RNA polymerase II. The transcript is spliced from 11 exons.
AGUUCGCUCGGUAUUAUUAUCAUCGAUACAUGUCAAGACUCUCAGCUCUGCCGUCGCAUUAAUCCCCGUCUCAUUACUCGCCGCGAGCGCGCCCCUGAUUCCAUUUAUAAAGGGUGGUUUCCUUUCAUGAUGAGACCAAGGACCCUAAUGUUUAGUAUUGCCAGUCAUUUGCUACAACUUGGCGCGAGUGCAGCAUAAAGUAGUGAGUUUUGUGUUCGCUAUAAGGGCUGUUUGUGAAUAAUAUACCGAAUUAGGAAGUGUUAGCAAGUCCUAAGUCUUUGAAGUAAGCCUUCUAAAACCAAACAAUUGAACAAAUAUUGGAAGUUGAUAACGUUCUGAGAACGUUCCAAAAAAGUCAGUUCAUGUUCCAGAGCAAUUUAAGUCAUCAAAUAUAACCCAAGAGAUCAGAAAACGUUGAUUUGUCCUUAAGCAUACCGCAAUCAAAUUUCCAAUCGAACGGAUACGACAUGGGCGAUCAGACUUUUCAUACUCCCAGUUUCGGUGAUGAGGAAUUCGACAUACCGGCCAUCAAUCCACAACAGCAACAGCAACAGGGCCAUUCCGAUCAGCAACACUAUCAGCCUCCUAUGCAGGGCAUGCAACAGAUGAAUCAACAAAUAAACCAGCAGCAGGAUGCUCUAGGCAUGCACGAUCCGACAGGAGGGUUUCAACAACCCCUGUAUUUAUCGGGGCCCGAUCACAGCAUGGUCAAUAAUUCGUAUCACAGUCCUCAGCCGAAUUAUCCAUCGCCCCAGCAGCAACAGCAACACAACAAUCAGUUGCUGAUGAUUCAACAGCAGCAGCAGCAGCAGCAACAUCAUCAGCAACAGCAGCAGCAACACCAUCAGCAAAUGAUGAUGAGUCAUGGACAACCGCCUCCCUCAGCUAUGGGGCAGUACGGGGCUUCCCCGCAACAUCCUCAAGGAAGAGGUAACAGUCCUCCAGCUCCAGGACAGGAGCCGACUACCAGCGAUGAUAGCGAUGAUAGCACUCCACAUCCUGCCAUCAUAACAGCGAUGAAAAGGCCGUCUCCAGAACCGGCCGAUCAGACGUUAACGAAGGCACAAAAGAAACCGAAAGUACAAAAAAAGAAGAAGAAGAGGGACCCUAAUGAACCACAAAAACCAGUUUCAGCGUACGCGCUGUUCUUUCGUGACACUCAAGCAGCUAUCAAAGGACAGAAUCCAAACGCUAGCUUUGGUGAAGUUUCUAAAAUUGUGGCUUCCAUGUGGGACGCUCUAGAUUCCGAACACAAAAAUGUAUACAAGAAGAAAACCGAGGCUGCCAAGAAGGAAUACUUAAAAGCUCUGGCCGCUUACAGAGCGAGCUUAGUAUCUAAAGGUGCUGGAGAAAACGAGGGAAUGUACAGUAAUUAUCCGAACUACCAAGGCGGCGCACCACAACAAUAUUCGUCAUACCAACCACAGGGUACCAUACCGUCACCGCCCAUGUCUGCCCCGCCGUCUGCUACCCCUCCCGCCCAAUCGCCAAUUGGAAAGAAACCUCCCAUGAUGGGCGGCAUGCCACAGUCGCCACAACAGGGACAUCAGGGAAUGAUGCAGCCAGGAAUGGGGCCUGUGCCAAACCACAUGAAUAUGCAACAACACAUGCAACAGUCCCAGCAACACAAUAGUUAUAUGCAACAGUUUAUUCGUUUUUCUACCCAGGUUCCUCAGCAGCAACACGUACCAAUGUCACCACAGCAACAGCAACCACACGUUUCAGUAUCACCCCAUAGUCAUAUGCAACAGCAAUCCCCCCACAUGCAACAACACAUGAGUCCCCCACCGAUGGUAUCCAGUUCCCCUCCCGUUUCAGCCCCUGCCCCUUCCAUCCCUACAUCAGUAUCCCAACCUAAUGUUGGACAAGGUCCCGGAAUGAGACCACAAAAUGCUUGUAUACGUCACGGAUGCCCCAACCCUGCCAUAACUAAUCCUGAAUGGGAAGACGAAUACUGUAGUAAUGAAUGCGUCGUCAGCCACUGCCGGGAUGUUUUCACAGACUGGGUGUCGGCCAACAAGAACCAAUCACAGAAUUUCUCCACAGUUAAAUAAAUUCUAGAUUAGGGGCAGUUGCAAAAUUAUAAAAAGUUAAAAAAUUAGUAGCAAUACCAACUGAAUCUACAAUAUUUUAUGCUAGGCAGGAUUGAAAGUUGAAAUCAGGUUUCGAUAAUGUGUAAUAGUGAGAGGAUAGUAUAAGAAUUGUAAAUAAAAUGAUAAUCAUUUAGCAUGUGAGGUUGUAUUGAAGCAAUAGACGCAAUACGAUUUCAUUUUAAUAGGUAUACAAUACUAAAUAAUAUUGUAAUACUAGUAUUAUACGUUGUAUAUUCCUCGUAAGGUAGACAAAAAUGAUUCCGAUAAUGAAAAUCAAAAUUUUCACUAUUAUUAGAAAUUAAAAAAAAACCUAAGAAAUAAGUUGCAAGUAUUUUUAACUAGUACUUUAGAAAUAUGGGUUUUCUAGGGAGUUUAAAUAUUUCGAAUUCUUGAAAGUAGAAAAAAAAAAGAUCUGGAGCCGCUACAGUACUGUUACAAGUGCAUGUAAAGAGCUAAAAAUGACACUUACUCAGUGUUAACAGAUCAUCAAUGGUGUUGGAAAGUCAUGACGGCAGGUAAGAUGAACGGAGUUUAAACUUUUCAAACUGAAUCAAGGAACAGUUCUUUGUUCAGUGUUGGCCUUCUAUGGUAAUUAACAAUAGGUUAAAGUACCGAAGACAUUUUCUUUUAAAUACUCUUAUCAGUCAAAGUUUCUUUUUAGGGAUUUAAAUAGGAAUUAACGUCUUUUUGUCAAAACCACUCUUACAGCGCAAUAUUCCAUACAUAUGUUUUGUUGCUGUUUUUAUGAACAAUUUUUGAAUCCAAAGUUUGCAAAAGUAUAUGAUUUUAAAAAGAAAUCUUGCCAGCUGCUGGAAGGGUGGGGGUAACAUUUUGGGCGCCCAACGUGGGGCAACUAAAAAAUAAAUUCAACUCAAAUAUUUCUACUUUCAUUAAAAACAUAACGGAUGGGCUUACGAGACCUACGCCCUCGUUAACAAGGAGAUAGUAAUCUAGCAUAUAAAAGAAUCUUAACGAGUAGGUAUUUUUUGGAUAUCGAAUCAUAAACGGACCGUCUAUUUACUCCGCUACUACGCUUACUAGUUCUCGAAGAAAAAGUUUUUGUCUGCCUUAUUAAUAAAAAAAUACAUUGUUAUUUCAUGCUCUGUAAAUGCAUGUACUCCUUGAUAAAAUUUGUAGUUAGAUAUGUCCAAAGUACAUAAUAUUGAGACAAAUACUUUAGUUCUUAUAUUUAGGUCUCUAUUGCGAGAAAAAGUAUCCAGAUCUGUCAUCCAGGAUGAGGAGCAAAUGUGUACUUUGACGGUUAAAUUGAUUUAAAAUACAAACCAGGAAAAAUAAAACAACAGAUUUCAAAUGAAACACUGUAUUUUGAAUUGCACUAUAGAUGACUUUACUCAUACCUAUAAAGAGAAGUAUCUAAAGAGUAACACGCAAGAUAUCAAAUGAUAUUACGAUAACAACCUUACUUUUCUGAAAGAUCUAUCGCUGCCAGUGUAUUAGAUAUAUGUAUAUUUGACACAUUAAGGCAGUCUAGUAGUGUUACAGCAUUUACAAUGAAUGGAGAAUGAUUGUCGUAGAAUUAAAUGGGUCGAAUAUGAGCAGAAGAGUUGCAGAAGGGUAAGAAGAGGUUAGUCGUACUGUUAAACAAGCUAUAUGAAAGCUAAGCGGGGCAAAGAAAGUAAAUGAUGAAAAGUAUCAGGAGAUAUCAUGGCAUCGACUCACGGCAUCUGAGAAAUUCAGGUCAAGAAGGAAUGGCGUAAGGUUGGCUGUGACGCAUCCCGUAAAAAAAACUAAGUAACUCUUCCAAACAUUCUUCAAAGUUUGUUAGUCUCUGAUACUUUGCCCAUUUAUAGAUAUGGAUAACACAAACAAAAAAUUGAAGCAAAUACCAUGCAACUAUCGAGUUUUUUUAUGUAAACGAAUUAAGAUAUAUUCUGCAGCAUAUACAUAACUUAAACUAAUAAAAAAAUGUGUUCAGCUGAACGAUAUCGACUGAUUUUUUUAACCGACAAGGUACCAUUUGCGCAAGAAACCAUUUUAUCAAAAAUAUGUUAGUAUUCUUGUUAAAAUGUGACUGUUAGUAUGAUUGACUCAUUCUAUUUUGUUAUUUUUACAUAUGUUUUUUUUUAUAUUAUCUCCACAGAGUAGUUUAAACUGUACGUUUCUUGUGCUGGAUUUUUAGGGAUUUAUUACGGAAAUAAUAAAACAUGGUGCGGACUUUUUAAAAUACUCUGUUUUAUAUAGAAUCUGAACACAACCGAAAUUUGAAAAGAUAUAUUCAAAUUUAGGAACGUAUUGUGCAUAUUUAUAAUUUUGUAUUAUGUAUUUUUUCGUUAAUAAAGACGCUUUGUAGGUAGAA